AUGGCAAACGCGUCAAGCUCGCGGUCUUUGACCAGCGCUUUCAAAAGACUAAAGCUCUCUCCUUUAGCCCCUGCUACCCACCAGAUCCGGCACAUACAGCAAUCAUCACGAAAUGCUGCACCAGCACCCAGUCGAGCCGUCGCCGCGCAGGUAUCAAAUCCAACAGCCGAUCAAGAGAUAGCGAGUCUCCGUCUGCCCAAAGCAGUCCAAGCGACCUACCUCGCUCCCUUGAAACGACAGCCCCCCAAAGACGCGACGAAAUCCGCCGAGCUUCAAUUACGCUCCUACAGCGUCCGAAACCUCGAAGUCUUCGCUGACUUUGCCCUUCGCGCCGCCUACUUCCUCAAUCUGCCCGCAUCGGGGCCGAAGCCGCUCAAGCGCAUAACCCAGAGAUGGACACUGCCCAGAUCAAACUUCGUGCACAAAAAGAGCCAGGAAGCAUUUGAACGAAUCACGAUGCAGCGGUUAAUUGAGAUCAAAGGCGGACACCCAGAAACUGUUGCGAUCUGGCUGGCGUUUCUCAGAAAGCACCAAUACUACGGCGUGGGAAUGAAGGCGCAUGUCUACGACUACGGGAGUGUCGAGACUGGCAAGGACUUGGAUGCAGAAGCUGAGAGGAUAGUGAAGAAAAUGGGCGAAAAAGGCGUGGCUUUCGAGACGUAUGCCGGCAAGGGGAGAAGACAGCGGGUCGAUGCAUUGUUCAAGGAGCCGUUCAAGGGCUCGUGGGGCGCACGGGCAGCUAUGGGAGGGGCGCCAAGCGUACCUGGAUGCCUUCAGAUGCGCACAAGUGUCUCUGGACCAUCAAAUCCAUUGCAAGAAUGA
Molecule: messenger RNA, 822 nt
Organism: Zasmidium cellare ATCC 36951
Lineage: Eukaryota; Fungi; Ascomycota; Dothideomycetes; Mycosphaerellales; Mycosphaerellaceae
Exons: 3
Coding region: 1-822 (273 amino acids)
Biological process (GO): translation
Cellular component (GO): mitochondrion; small ribosomal subunit; ribosome
Molecular function (GO): structural constituent of ribosome
Source: RefSeq, a predicted model, not a curated record